UCACCGGAAGUGGUCUCGCGGCGCAUGCGCAGUGUGCAGAGCAGCGCUAGCGGAGCGGAGGAGCAGAAGAGCGAGGAGUUUCUUUAGCUUUAAUUAUUCAACCUAUUUAUUAUAGUGUUUAUGAAUCUACGCGAUGGCGGGAAUCAAAGCUCUGAUCAGUCUGUCGUUCGGAGGAGCGGUCGGGCUCAUGUUCCUGAUGCUGGGCUGUGCUCUCCCCGUCUAUAAUGCGUACUGGCCUCUGUUCCUGCUCUUCUUCUACAUCCUGGCACCUAUCCCAUACUGCAUCUCUCGCCGCGUGGUGGACGACACAGACUCGGCCAGCAACGCCUGUAAAGAGCUGGCCAUAUUCCUGACCACAGGCAUCGUGGUGUCCGCCUUCGGGCUGCCCAUCAUAUUCGCCCGCGCCGAUGUGAUGGCGUGGGGAGCCUGUGCUCUGGUUCUGACGGGAAACAUCGUGAUCUUCUGCACCAUCCUGGGCUUCUUCCUGGUGUUCGGCUCUAAUGAUGACUUCAGCUGGCAGCAGUGGUGAAGCACGCCGAUCAUCUCAGCUCAUCACUUAUUUAUUACCGCCGUCCACUGAUAGACGCAGGAGUCCAGUGCAAUACUUGUGUUACUCUGACAUGGCUCUGACCUCAGCUAGACGUUCAGGUGGUCGCUCACAAACACUGGUUCUUCUUCUGCUGCUUUCUGUUACUCUUCAGUCUUUAGCUCUUCAGAGUUUAUUUAUUGGUUUUUGUUUUCUGAUGAUCGUAGUAAACGUGACAUCGUAGACUGACACUCAUUAUGUUAUUUGGGAUGAUUGUGUUUGUUGGUUUGUAUUGCACGUAACAUGCAGAUAAAACACAGAUCAUGUUUGUUUGUACAUGCAGACGAGCUCAUAUCAUCAGUUUCUGUAAAUCUGCAGAACUAACGCAGAAUCAGAGAGAGUAAAGUCAACAUGAGAAGUCACAUCAAGUCUUAUUCUGUCACACAUUAGUAUGAAAGCCUGUCUUUUAUCGAACCGUUCUGACUUCUUCCCCAGAACUGUAAGCUACAAACCCAGGAUUGUGAGAACAAAGUUAGUUUAUAUCUCUCAGUUCUGAGUUGUUUAUUGUGAGAUGUACUCGAGCUCACAUCUGUGUAAGUGUUUAACUGCGGUUUCAUGUGGACUUUGAAUCUCUGUUAUUUUAUAUCUCCUCACCGUUUGUGCAGAAACAGCACAGCUAACAAUGUGACUCUUCCUCUUUUCUUGUAUUUUUUCUUUUUUUAAAUAAACAGCAUUUUUGCC
Carassius auratus (goldfish) is the source of this 1267-nucleotide messenger RNA. Its product is annotated as leptin receptor overlapping transcript-like 1. The record is from RefSeq and is a predicted model, not a curated record. The coding region runs from base 134 to 529 and encodes 131 amino acids. Gene Ontology annotation, biological process: negative regulation of growth hormone receptor signaling pathway; late endosome to vacuole transport via multivesicular body sorting pathway. The transcript has 4 exons. Gene Ontology annotation, cellular component: endosome. Lineage: Eukaryota; Metazoa; Chordata; Actinopteri; Cypriniformes; Cyprinidae.